AUGGCGGUGGUCGACAACGAACAGGCAGAUGAAGCUGCCAAGGCUUUUCGAGCUGUAGCUUACCGACGUCUUGGAAGUAGUGUCGUCUACUUGGAGAAGGGGAACUCUGACCGUACGCUGAUAACUGCAUUCAAGUCGAUCACUAUCGCCAAGCAGGAAGCUGGCAGCGGUGCUGAUGCGGACGAGCUUUCUUUGUCUGCUGGGACGACUUUAUUCGUCAAGAAUCUGGCUUUCAGUGCCACUGCAGAGCGUCUGGUGCGAGUCUUCCGGGGUUUUUCUGGUUCUCUCGUUCGCGAGAGUAACGGACUGAGCCUGAUCCCAAACGACCUACUGUUCCUAGUGCUGAAGCCCCCAGGCUGAGUAUGGGGUACGGGCCGUACACUGCCUUCAUUGUGCUACGUACUUCCUGCACUAGGAACUCGGAGCUAGUGUUCGUG
Messenger RNA from Suillus subalutaceus, 437 nucleotides. RefSeq lists its product as uncharacterized. Gene Ontology annotation, molecular function: nucleic acid binding. The transcript is spliced from 2 exons. Bases 1 to 360 code for a protein of 119 amino acids. NCBI's taxonomy places the organism in Eukaryota, Fungi, Basidiomycota, Agaricomycetes, Boletales, Suillaceae. The record is from RefSeq and is a predicted model, not a curated record.